AUGAAUCGGAAAGACAGCAAAAGGAAGUCCCGGCAGGAUCUUCAGCACCAAACCCUGAGCAGUAACGGGGUCUUCAUCACAGCCAAGGGCCGGCCCAGGCAGAGCAGGCGGCGCAUGACCUGCCCCUCUCCGGCCGAGAUAAACAAAGCCAUGGUGGCCGUGACGCUGGCCCCGCUCGGGAAGGGCUGCAGCCUGGAGGAGCUUCUGGAGAAAUGCGUCCAGUCGUUUGAUCUGGAAGGGCAGCUGUGGAGGAACGAGGACACGGUUCAUAUGACUCUGGUGAUGCACAGCUGGGUGGUGCCGUCGGCGGAGUUCGCACAGAAGCUUCUCCAGAUAUAUCCUUCGCGGUCUACGUAUAAAGACGCCGCUCAGAACCACACGAGGAUCGCCGUCUGUCACCUGGCCAGGUUUUGGAUCAGCCAGUACCCGGAGAUGUUCCGCCUGGACGCCCAGCUGGAGCAGACGAUGGCCGAGUUCUGGGAGGUGGUGGAGGAAGGAAGAGGCCGAUGCCCCGGAGCCAUCCCCAGCUCGCUCGUCCUCGAACCGGACGCCUCGAAGCCGCUCCAGGAGUCGCCGAGUUUCAAUAAGAAAAGGAAGGUGUCCCUGCUGUUCGACCACCUGGAGCCGUCGGAGCUGGCCAAUCACCUCAGCUUCCUGGACUUCAAGUGCCUCUGCCGGAUCACGCAUUUGGACUAUCGCAGCUACACCAUGCAGACGCCCCUGCAGGAGAUCCCUCGCCUCGCCCGCUCGGUCGCUCUGUGUAACAGCAUCUCUCAGUGGGUCCAGAUUAUGAUCCUGAAUCGCCCGACGCCCCAGCAGCGCGCCGAGGUCUUCACUAAAUUCAUCCAGGUCACGCAGAAACUUCGCAAACUGCAGAAUUUUAACACCCUGAUGGCGGUGAUCGGAGGGUUGUGUCACAGCGCCAUCUCCCGCCUGAAAGAAACGCACGGUUUCCUGUCGCAGGACGUCCUGAAGACGCUGAGCGAGAUGACGGAGCUGCUGUCGUCCGGCAGUAAUUACAGCACGUACCGCAGGGUGUAUCACGAGUGCGCCGGGUUUAAGGUCCCCGUCCUCGGCGUUCACCUGAAGGAUUUGGUGUCUCUGAACGAGGCUCUGCCGGAUUAUCUGACGGACGGAAAGAUCAACGUCAGCAAAUUACACGGACUUUACCAGCACCUGCUGGAGCUGCGGCAGCUGCAGAGCGCCCGGCCGCCGACCAAAGCCGACAAGGACGUCACCUUACUGCUCACCUCCUCCCUGGACCUGUUUCACACGGAGGACGAGAUCUACGCGUUAUCGUACAGCCGCGAGCCGCGCAGCCACAAGCCGCAGCCCACGGUUCCCUUCAAGACCUCCACGGACAUCGCGCACUGGACCCCCGAGACCCCCGGCCCGCAGGACGCCGAGACCCUCAGUCACAACGUGGAGCAGAUGGUGGAGACGGUUUUCCAGUUUUAUGACCCGAAGCGCCGCGGCUUCAUCUCCGUCGAGGACUUCGAUAAAAUUGUCGCCAACCUGCCCUUCUCCUGCCACAUCCUGGAAAAGGAGCACGAGGGCCCCGUCAGCCGCCAGGCGAUGGCGUCUUAUUUCAUGAAGGCCAGCCACGUCUGCUCCAAGCUGGGCGUCACGUUCCUGCGCAGCCUGCUGGAAGCUCGCCUCAGGAAGUCUCCGCUGUGCGGCAGCUGCAUCUGGGCCGUGGCCAAGCAAGGUUUGGACGCGGAUGGGAUGCAGAGCUGGAGCCGCGCAGGAGAAUCCCGGACUCCGCAGAGCAGAACCUUCCAGAAAUCCACCCAGACCGACGGAGGCAGCGAGGACGAGACCCCCGGCAGCGGCUCGGCGGCAGGACCCCCGGGGGAAGCCCCUCGGUGCGGGGACGCGUGUGGCAGCUCGCACGCUCUGUACGGACAAGUGAGGGAGAUGGAGAAGGAGAAGAACCGCCUGCUCCUGGAGAACGCCGGGCUGCAUUGCACCAACUCCCAGCUGUCUGCCGAGAACGCCCGGCUGCAGAGCCAGCUGUGUGCGCUGCAGGACCAGAUGCGCAUGCUGAGCCUGGACGCGGCCGCACAACCCGCCAUCGGGCGCAUCCUCGACACCAUCAACUCACUGCAUCUCUAGUGCGAGGGGCACCUGGGACUUCUACCCGGCGAGCG
Messenger RNA from Spea bombifrons (plains spadefoot toad), 2150 nucleotides. RefSeq names its product RAS guanyl releasing protein 4 (gene RASGRP4). Gene Ontology annotation, molecular function: calcium ion binding; guanyl-nucleotide exchange factor activity. The transcript is spliced from 16 exons. Gene Ontology annotation, cellular component: plasma membrane. Bases 1 to 2115 code for a protein of 704 amino acids. The record is from RefSeq and is a predicted model, not a curated record. NCBI's taxonomy places the organism in Eukaryota, Metazoa, Chordata, Amphibia, Anura, Pelobatidae. Gene Ontology annotation, biological process: positive regulation of GTPase activity; Ras protein signal transduction.